GGGCACUUCCGGGUCACCGCGGAAGUGCUUCAUUCAUUCAGAGGGCUGCUGUUUGUGUGCUUUUGUGGCGCCGCAGAGGCAAACACGCAAUAAUACGUACGAUAAACCGGCCCCAGAUCACGCAUUGGGUUAUUUUUUUACUGACGUCUGCAUCGUUGCCGCGUUUUAGUUUUAAAAAUGUCCAGAAGACGGCACAGCGACGAGAAUGACGGGGGACAACCUCACAAAAGGAGGAGGACGUCGGAGCCCAUCGAGAUAGAAGACCGCCUGGAGUCUCUCAUAUGUCGAGUUGGAGAGAAGAGCACAUCCUCUCUGGAGAGUAACUUGGAGGGCCUGGCAGGAGUCCUGGAGGCCGACCUGCCCAACUACAAAAACAAAAUCCUGCGCAUCCUCUGCUCUGUGGCGCGGCUGCUGCCUGAGAAGCUCACAGUCUACACCACACUGGUCGGGCUCCUCAAUGCACGCAACUACAACUUUGGAGGAGAGUUUGUGGAGGCCAUGAUACGACAGCUCAAAGAGACGCUCAAGAACAACCUGUACAACGAGGCUGUUUACCUGGUGCGUUUCCUCUCUGACCUGGUGAACUGUCAUGUGAUCGCUGCGCCCUCCAUGGUGGCCAUGUUUGAGAACUUUGUCAGUGUAACUCAGGAAGAAGACGUGCCCCAGGUGCGCUCGGACUGGUUUGUCUAUGUGGUGCUGUCCUGUCUCCCUUGGGUGGGAAAAGAGCUGUACGAGAAGAAGGAUGUGGAGAUGGAUCGCCUGCUCAAUCAGAUUGAGGGCUACCUAAAGAGACGAGUGAAGACGCAUGUGCCCAUGCUACAAGUAUGGUCUGCAGAGAAGCCCCACCCACAAGAGGAGUACCUGGACUGUCUGUGGGCUCAGAUCCAGAAGCUGAAGAAGGACCGGUGGCAGGAGCGUCACAUCCUGAGGCCGUACAUCGCCUUCGACAGUGUGCUGUGUGAGGCCCUCCAGCACAACCUGCCGCCCUUCACCCCCCCAGGACACAUGCCCGACGCUCACUACCCCAUGCCCCGCGUCCUCUUCCGCAUGUUCGACUACACGGACGCGCCCGAGGGCCCUGUGAUGCCCGGGAGCCAUUCUGUGGAGAGGUUUGUCAUUGAAGAGAACCUCAACUGCAUCAUCAAGACCCACUGGAAAGAGCGCAAGACCUGUGCAGCGCAGUUACUCAGCUAUCCAGGCAAAAGCAAGAUCCCCCUCAACUACCACAUCGUGGAGGUGAUCUUUGGACAGCUCUUCCAGUUGCCUGUCCCUCCUCACAUCGACGUCAUGUACACCACACUCCUCAUCGAACUGUGCAAACUGCAGCCCGGAUCACUCCCACAAGUUCUGGCCCAGGCCACAGAGAUGCUCUAUAUGAGACUAGACACAAUGAACACUACAUGCAUAGACAGGCUCAUAAACUGGUUCUCACAUCAUCUCAGCAACUUCCAGUUCCGCUGGAGCUGGGACGACUGGGCCGACUGUCUCACCAUGGACCUUGAGAUGCCCAAGCCCAAGUUUGUCAAAGAGGUUCUGGAGAAGAGCAUGAGACUGUCGUACCACCAGCGCAUCGUGGACAUCGUGCCUCCCACCUUCUCCGCUCUCAUCCCCGCAGAGCCCCUCUUCAUCUACAAGUACGCAGACGAGAGCUCCGCCUCUUUACCAGGUUACCCAGUGUCCAUGACGGUGCAGAACGCCAUCAAGAACAAAGCCACCAAUGACGAGAUCCUCAGCAUCCUCAAAGAAGUGCCCAACCCCAACCAGGAGGACGAUGAUGAUGAGGGCGAGAGCUUCAACCCUCUGAAGAUCGACGUGUUCCUACAGACCCUGCUGCACAUGGCCGCCAAGUCCUUCAGCCACUCCUUCAGUGCCCUGGGCAAGUUCCAUGAGAUCCUGAAGGCGCUCACAGAGAGUGACGAGGGAAAGCUGCACAUUCUCAAAGUGGUGUACGACGUGUGGAGGAACCACCCUCAGAUGAUUUCAGUUCUGGUGGACAAAAUGAUCCGCACUCAGAUCGUGGACUGUGCUGCUGUGGCCAACUGGCUCUUUUCUCAGGACAUGGCCCACGAGUUCACCAGGCUCUACAUCUGGGAGAUCCUCCACUCCACCAUCCGCAAAAUGAACAAGCACGUGCAGAAGAUCCAGAAGGAGCUGGAGGAGGCCAAGGACAAGCUGGAGAAGCAACAGCACAAGAGGGUGAGUGCACAUCUCCACAGGGUUUUUGCAGACCAAAUGAUGCAUGUGGUCCUGAAACGUGUGUGUGCUCCUCAGAGGGACAGCGGGGACGACGAGGACAUGGAGCGCACCAGUGAGGAUGAGGAGGCUCAGCUGGAGGAGCAGAUCGAGAGGCUGCAGGAGAAAGUGGAGUCUGCCCAGAGUGAGCAGAAGAACCUGUUCCUUGUCAUCUUCCAGAGAUUCAUCAUGCUGCUGACGGAGCAUCUGGUGCGCUGUGAGACGGGCAGUGUGGACAUCAGCACGCCCUGGUACAAAAACUGCAUCGACCGACUGCAGCAGGUCUUCCUCAUGCAUCACCAAACCAUCCAGCAGUACAUGGGCACCCUGGAGAACCUCCUCUUCACGGCCGAGCUCGACCCACACAUCCUGGCCGUGUACCAGCAGUUCUGCGCCCUCCAGCUCUGAGACUAUGGAUAGGCCAUAGAUCGGUAUCGGCUGAUAUCGAUGCAAUUAGUUUAUUGGUGUCGGCCAAUCUCGACGACGAUAUCCGAUGAUUUAUUUUUUUUUUGGUCCCUGCCCCAGUCUUUGCGUGCCCUUUUUGAACAGACUAAUGGGUCAAAAUGGAAAUGGAAAAGCGUUAUUUUAUAUUGCAGUAGAAUACAUUUUGUUAUUUUUACAAAAGUGAAAAGUUAACGUAACUGUCACAAAUGGACUGAAGAUAAAUUUGUGUAUUUGUAUUUAAAAUCUAAAUAUUGGUUAUCAGCCACAGGAGUAGGACAAAUAUCAGAUAUCGGCUAAAAUAAAACAAUCAAUCAAAAAAUCCUCAUGGGCUCAUCCCUAUCUGAGACCCCUCCCCCCUCCUCCUCCUCUCCUGGCUCUGAGCACGUCUCUUUCUGUUGGUUGUGGACAGUUUUAUGUUAACACGGCGAUAGGGGCGACGUUUAUACGGCCAUGUCUCAACGCAGACACAUCGAUCUGUUUUUAUAUUUGUUUUAUGUGGAAUGGAAAAUUAUUAAAUUCUCCAGAAUCCA
Boleophthalmus pectinirostris (great blue-spotted mudskipper) is the source of this 3206-nucleotide messenger RNA. RefSeq names its product nuclear cap-binding protein subunit 1 (gene ncbp1). NCBI's taxonomy places the organism in Eukaryota, Metazoa, Chordata, Actinopteri, Gobiiformes, Gobiidae. Gene Ontology annotation, cellular component: nucleus; nuclear cap binding complex. The transcript is spliced from 22 exons. The record is from RefSeq and is a predicted model, not a curated record. The coding region runs from base 178 to 2640 and encodes 820 amino acids. Gene Ontology annotation, molecular function: RNA cap binding; protein binding; mRNA binding. Gene Ontology annotation, biological process: nuclear-transcribed mRNA catabolic process, nonsense-mediated decay; regulation of mRNA processing; mRNA export from nucleus.